Messenger RNA from Lobosporangium transversale, 2280 nucleotides. Its product is annotated as kinase-like domain-containing protein. The coding region runs from base 264 to 2270 and encodes 668 amino acids. The record is from RefSeq and is a predicted model, not a curated record. The transcript is spliced from 2 exons. Gene Ontology annotation, molecular function: protein kinase activity; ATP binding. NCBI's taxonomy places the organism in Eukaryota, Fungi, Mortierellomycota, Mortierellomycetes, Mortierellales, Mortierellaceae. Gene Ontology annotation, biological process: protein phosphorylation.
UUUCAUUUCCAUUUCGACCCAGUAUAUAAUUGCUGUCACGCUAUUCAAGAAAGAAGAGAGGAGGAAAGUUUGUAUGGAUGCGAUAUUUGUGCGAGUCUCCAUUGAGCUCUUUUUUGGAUUAUUUUGCUUUCUACAUCUAAUCUUCCAAUAACUGCAUCCAUCCAGAAACAAUUCUCACCUUCUACAUUCCAUUCAUUCCAUUACAAACUUUCUCUUUACUUAACCUCGUUCUUUUUUUGAUCCCUUCGUCCCAUCCCAGGGUCAUGUAUCCCUCGGGCCAAAACUACUCAACCACACAGACUGCUGACAUGGCGCCUGGUCUCACUCAUUCUGCAAUGACCACUCGCAGUGAUGUGAUGGACCUUGACUCACAAACAUUUGAAACCCAUCGCUAUGCCCGUCCAGAAGACGAUCGUCUUGUACAGCAACAUGUCUACCAGCAACAGAUUCAGCAAACGCAUCAACAAAACUUCCUACAACCACAACCACAACCACAUUUACCAUCUUAUCCACGUCGUCCAAGUUUUUCUCAAGCUGCAUCACCUGGGCAGCUGCAACAACUUCAGCAGCAGUUACACCAGCAAUAUCAGGGCCAACAGCAAACAUGUCCCCAAGACCUGCGUCAUCCCGUCAUUCAUUACCAGCACCAGCCCCCACAUGGUCAAGUCUAUAACCAGCUCCAUCCUAUGCAUCAUCCUAUCCAGCAAACAUGGCAGGCAACUGAAACUCACUCGAUCACGCCUGCGACUGGUCAGGGACAGAGCCAGACGGCAGAGACUCAGAUGCCUAGCCUAGAGUUCUCAGAUGUUGGCAACUCGACCACCUCUCGAGCCAUGAAUGACAAUGCUCACGCUAGCCACCUGGUAUUUGCACAACCGUUGCCUUCGCCUUCCAUGGCGCCAAAGGAUAUAGUAGCUGUAACAGACAUAGAUAGUGUAGAGUCCACGGACAGUGAUUAUUUUUUAGCGUCUGUGCUCAAUGUAAUCAGGCCUGUUGCUCUUCAGCCUGUGCCUGUGUACGAUUACCACUCAGAGUUCACGCAGCGUCAGUGGGUCACAAAGGGAGGCAAUGGUGAGAUCCGAAGAGCAUUUUGGCCCCUACAACAAACUAUUGUUAUUCUCAAGCGUCUCAUAGAUACAAAGCAAACAACUGAAAAACUUGCGAAACUGUUCGACAAAGAGGUUGAAGUCAUGAACCAAUGUAGGAACCAUGAAAACAUUGUCCAAUUCUACGGGGUAGCUAUAAGAAAUUCCGAUGAUGAGAGAAACGGAGAGCGCUUCAUGAUCAUGCAGUUCUACCAACUUGGAGAUCUCGUCAAACUGAUGGAAAUGCCCAAUAAUUCAUUUGAAGCACCAACACUCAACGAUAAAAUAUAUCUGGCCCUCGACAUUGCUAUGGGACUCGAUCAUUUAUUCAAAUGCGGCUUCCAUCACGGGGAUCUUCAUCCCAAGAACAUCUUGAUCGAUAAAAGAAGAGAUCCUACGCCCCAACAGGGGCGAUAUCUUGCAAAAUUGACUGACUUUGGCUUGCGACGUUUACGUGACAGCAAGAAGGCAUUCUCAAGUCAACAGUUUGGAGGUGUCUGGCAGUUUAUAGCUCCGGAGCGCAUGUGCAAGAACAGACCGAGGUAUGAUGUUCGCUGCGACAUCUUCGCCUUAGGUGUCCUCUACUGGUUCAUUAUGGCUGGACGCUAUCCUUUUAAAGACCCCUCAUUGUUUACGCCUGGAGCAAGGGAAAACAGGGUAGAAGGCACACCUGAUUGGUACCACGAUGUAUAUACAAAGGCAUGGGAUGAGGACCCGAAUAACCGUCAACAGGAUCUGGAGGAGAUCAUUCAGGUUUUCCGAUACAAUCUCGGUAUUCGAACGCCACCACCACAUUUCCUGAACCCUUCAUAUCCACACUCACAUCACCCACAUCAACAUCAACUGCCUCAGCACGCAAAUAUACCAUUACAUGAGCACCACAACUGCUCUACUUUUCAACCAUCUUAUGUGACCCACGAUGGUCAACAACACCCCCAGUAUCAUCAUACCGGAAGUUCUGCAGGUGGAUCCACAAUCCGAGGCUCACCACUGUUAACACCUGCAUCCAUGUUGACACCUACAUCACUAAAUGGCCCUGCAUCUCCUCAUCCUCCUUCACCCCUGUUUUCCAAUGCAACACUGGCGCCUACCUCCUCCAUGACGCGAUCCAGCAAUCCCAAUCACCCACACUAUAGGAAGCCAUCUGUUCCAAAUGGCCAACCCACCAGCAUCUUCCGUACAUGAAGUCGCGACU